UCCACUUAUCCAUCAACUUCAACUACGAUAUUUAUAAUAUUCAUACACAAAUAUACUAUUUAUUUAUUUUUUUAGAGCUGACAAACAACAUUAGCUAAACGGAGUAAAAUAAAUAAAUAAAACUGAAAAUAUACUACUCCUAAUUUGUAAUUCAAAAUCAGACGUCAUUAUAAUUUUGCAUCUACAUAUAUACAGUGGCAGUAGUAUUCUUCACUCUCCCCACUUGCUAUCUUCUCUCCGCAGAUCAGAUCUGAUCCGAUCCCUCACAACACAGAUCUGUCGUUUUAGUUCGUAGAAAACUAUUAUUUGUGCUGCUGAUAAACGGAUGUCCACAUCGUGAAGGAAGUUGAAUUCCAAUCUUCACAGAGGAAAUGGGUCGUGGAGUUAGCAGUGGUGGAGGGCAGAGUUCUCUGGGCUACCUUUUUGGAAGUGGGGAAGCACCUGCUCCAAAACCUGCCACGAACAAUGGGCAGGCACCUGUUGAGAAGCCAGCCCCAGUUACUCGUGUGAUACCAGAGAAGCAGCCUUCUGCUGCACCAUCUUCUGCACCAUCUGGUGACGCUCCAAAGCAGAUUCCUGCUGGUAUCCAGGGAAAUCAGAAGAAUAACUAUUACCGUGCUGAUGGCCAGAACACUGGGAACUUCCUCACGGAUCGACCUUCUACUAAAGUCCAUGCGGCCCCAGGUGGUGGAUCUUCCUUGGGAUACCUCUUUGGAGGUGGCAGCAACUAGUGCAUUUGGUUCAUCAAAUUCAACAACGAGAUUGUUGUCUACUGUGUCUAGGCCCCAUUCAAAAUGGGGGCUAACAAUAUGUUCCAUCUUCAGUUCUUGAGACAUUGUGAAUUGUACUAUGGUUUACCUUUCUUGUGUCGUAAAUCGUGCUUGCUUAAAGUUACAUGGUAUGCCUUAGAUGAUGUUUCGAGCUGUUGUUGAAGCUAAUGGCAAAAUAGUGUUUCUGCUCU
This is a messenger RNA of Salvia miltiorrhiza (redroot sage), 961 nucleotides long. Its product is annotated as protein SPIRAL1-like 1. NCBI's taxonomy places the organism in Eukaryota, Viridiplantae, Streptophyta, Magnoliopsida, Lamiales, Lamiaceae. Gene Ontology annotation, biological process: cortical microtubule organization. Bases 372 to 731 code for a protein of 119 amino acids. The record is from RefSeq and is a predicted model, not a curated record. The transcript has 4 exons. Gene Ontology annotation, cellular component: cortical microtubule, transverse to long axis.